Molecule: messenger RNA, 876 nt
Organism: Rhagoletis zephyria (snowberry fruit fly)
Lineage: Eukaryota; Metazoa; Arthropoda; Insecta; Diptera; Tephritidae
Source: RefSeq, a predicted model, not a curated record
GCUCAUGUAAACAAGCAAAUUAAUUUGACAAAUUUGUCAUUUGGAUAUUUGCCUUCAACUGAAAAAUCAAUAAAAUUUCCUCAAAAAAAUCAUCAAAUUAAUGAAGAUGAGCUGCCAGAAGAGUUCGAUUCUGCAAAAAAUUGGCCAAAAUGUGCCAACAUAAUCGAAAGCAUUCGAGAUCAAGGUCACUGUGGUUCUUGCUGGGCAUUUGGAGUGACUGGUGCUAUUUCGGAUCGCAUAUGCAUCCACUCUAAAGGUGAAAAGUCGGUAUUUAUUUCGGCUCAAGACUUGUCAGCUUGCUGUUCAUACUGUGGUUUUGGUUGUGGAGGUGGUGAUCCGAUUGCAGCAUAUGAUUACUACGUCAAGUCGGGCAUUGUCACCGGUGGACUGUACAAGUCGCAUGACGGUUGCGUUCCCUAUUCACUGACAAACUGUUCUCACCAUAUUGAGGGAUCACUUCCUGACUGCUCAACGCUUCCUCAAAUCAAUCCAAAGUGUGUGCGUCAGUGUGAACCUGGUUACCCGACACCGUACGAGCAGGACAUUCAUUUUGGCGAGAAAGCUUACACACUUAACGGAGAGGCGCAAAUAAUGGCUGAAGUGUACAAGAACGGCCCACUGACUGUGUCCUUUAUUGCGUUUGCUGAUUUUUUGACCUACAAAUCUGGAGUCUAUCAGCACCUUACUGGCGAAUUUGCUGGUUAUCAUGCCGUCCGCCUCACCGGAUGGGGCGUGGAGAAUGGCGUCAAAUACUGGAAAAUUGCCAACUCGUGGAACACUGAUUGGGGCAACAAUGGUACAUUUCUUAUCAAAAGAGGCAACGACGAAUGCAGCAUUGAAACUAUGAGUGUAGCGGCUGGUUUGCCUAAACUGUAG